AUGGAGUGUUACUACAUUGUCAUCAGCUCCACGCAUCUCAGCAAUGGGCACUUUCGCAACAUCAAGGGAGUUUUCCGAGGUCCCCUCAGCAAGAACGGGAACAAAACUCUGGAUUAUGCUGAGAAGGAGAACACAAUAGCAAAGGCUCUAGAAGACCUAAAGGCCAAUUUCUACUGUGAACUCUGUGACAAACAGUAUUACAAACAUCAGGAGUUUGACAAUCAUAUUAAUUCAUAUGACCAUGCUCACAAGCAGAGGCUCAAAGAUUUAAAACAAAGAGAAUUUGCAAGAAAUGUAGCAUCUAAAUCCAGGAAAGAUGAAAGAAAACAGGAAAAGGCUCUUCAACGACUACACAAGCUGGCAGAGCUACGGAAAAAAGCCACGUGUGCUCCUGGAAGUGGUCCUAUGUUCAAGUCAACAACUGUUACAGUAAGAGAGAAUUUUAAUGAAAUUUCACAAAGAGAUAUGGUAGAUUCAGUAAAUAAAGAGGAAGAAUUCAAGGAUACCUUGAUUCACAGUUAUCAGAAUGCUAAAGAUUCUGAGGUUGUUGCUUCAGCUCCAGAAAGUUCAAAUAAUCAUAAGGCAAAACCCAACAAUCUUGGAGACCAAGCACCAGGAGUACAUGGGCAGAAGGUUGGCUUUUCUUUUGCCUUUCCAAAGAAAGCAUCAGUGAAGCUGGAAUCUUCAGCAGCAGCUUUCUCUGAAUUCAAUGAUGAUGCUUCUGCAGAAAAUGGUUUUAACAGAAAAAGUAGAUUUGUCCCUGGAGUUUCCCACCAUCUAUUGUCUUUACCAACAGAAGUAGUUUUGAAUCCUGAAGAAAAGCCAAAUUCAUUUCAUCCACUUGGGGAGAUGUACUCUGAAAAAGAAGAAACUCCUCAAACUACAGAGACAAAAGAACCUGUGAAUAAAGAUGAUGCUUUAUUAGUGCUCCCUUUUUGCCAGCCAAAACUACCAGUGUCAGCUGAUUCUGGGGGCUAUGUAAAUCCAACUGUAUUACCAGAUCAGAUAAAACCCAAAGAUGUCGUUAUUAAUCAAGACAUAUCUAUAGAAUCUAAUGGAUCUGAAAUAUUAGGAAAUAAAUCAGCAUCUAUUUCCAUUGGUAACGAUUGUUUGUCUUCACCCACUAUCCAAGAAGAAAGUCCUAAAAAUCUUUGUAAUGAUUCAUCCCUUAAUGAACCUGAAGGUAAAACACUGGAGCCUGAAAUUUUAGUCCCGCCAGAAAUUGAAGGGGACAGUAAAACUUUGCAAAAUAGAGAGAACAUAUGUAGAAGACCAGAGGAGCCUUUUGUGCCUGUGCUUAGCAAGUAUGGAUCAACAGUUCUUCAAUGGCCAUCUGAAAUGUUGGUUUAUACAAGUACUGAACCAUCAAUUUCUUAUAGUUGUAAUCCUCUAUGCUUUGACUUUAAGUCUACUCGAUCAAGAAACAGUCUUGAGAAAAAUAAGCUUAAUUUAAAUGUUCUUCAUUCUCAGCAUAUGACUGAUUUUUGCAGGAGUCCAGAUAUAGACCGCAAGGAUGAUUCCAUUGCAGAGGCCAAUGAUUAUGAAAUUGAAAGUAGCAAAAAUGAGUAUAACCAUGCCAUGUCACAUAUAACUGAUGAUAAUUUUACCAAAGGCUGUGAUUUUGGAAAGAGCAAGGAGGAUAUAGAUACAAAGCUUGAAGAUGAUACAUAUAGGAUUGGAAAACCAGAUAAAUUCAUCUUCACCAGAAAACAAGUACGGCAAGAUACUAUGGAUGAGAAACACAACAAAACAUGGUUAAAGGAAACUCAUGAAAACUGGUUUCACAGAAAUAGAAAAAAGAAAAGAAGAAGAAAGUUAUGUCACCAUCAUUAUGGGGAAGUAACCAAAGAAGAGUCAGAUGCUUCUUUCAGAAUGGAGCCAGAGACUAAUCAUGUUGAUGAAGCAAAGAACCAUGAGUUGGAAGCAACUUCAGAACAAGGUAGUGAUGAAUGUAAGAAUACCUGGCUAACUAAAGAGCACUUACAAGAACCACAUGAAUUACAAGAUAAAAGGCCUAAAUCAAUGUCCAUCUAUCUACACAAGAAAAAAGGAACCUGUAAGAUCUGGAAUACAAAGCAGAACAAUGGUGAAGCUGUCAGUUCUAAAAAUUUCCAUAGAAAGAGCAAAACUAUUUUACAUGGUCCAACAAAACAAAUGUUAUUCAAUUCUGGAAAACAUAAUUUAACAUACUCCAGAACAUUUUCUAGUUGGAAAGUCAGAACAUCUAGCUGUAGCCCAGACCAUACUUGUUUAGUACACCAAAAUGAGGUGAAAUGCCUGGGUCAGAACCCAUCCAUCAAGAGAGGAUACAAUUCACUUAUUAAAGAACCUGAAAGAUCCUAUCGAAAAAAGAGACAGUACACAAACUCUUGCUCAUCAGAUGAAAGCUUAUACAGACAGAAUUGUUUAGCUGAACAGCAUUUGAGACCAACAAGGACUUUGGCUAAAUCCUAUAAACCUAAGAAAAAACGAAGGAGAAAAAGAACUAGACUUCAUUCUGGAUUUAGAGACCAGGAGCUAAGAAGGAAAUUAAGUUAUAGCUGUUUGAAAGAAAAAUCUCUGUCAAGCAACCUGGGUGAGUUAAUGACUCAGGAUGAAACAAAAGAAGCAAAACCACAGCCCAUCAUUGAUUUUGCAAGAAGUACAGAGCAAACAGAGGCAGAGGAGAACAAGUUAACUUUCAAUUCCUCUGGUCUCAUUCACCCAGAAACUAACAGAGAUAUCGAGUAUAUGCAAAUGGAGAAUAUUCCAGGUAAACUUCCGGAAGCUUUCAAACAUUCUCCUGACUCUAUAGCCCUGUCAAAGGUACCAACUGAGAACAUGAUGGAGCAAAAAGAAAAACAUGAAAAUGAAAAGCUUCCUCCUUUGAAGCUGCCUAACAUUGAAAGGAGUUUUGGUCCACCUCCGCCCAAAUCCUUUCUUUGCCAUUAUGAACUUGCUGAGGCCCUACCCCAAGAGAAGAUGAAUGAAGCAGCAAGUGAAUGGCUUAGAUAUAAUUCAGGAAUCCUUAACAGCCAACCACCAUUACCAUUCAAAGAAGCACAUAUAAAUGGUCACACCUUUUUAACUACAGAGCAGAUCCUUGCCCCAUUAGCUUUGCCAGAUCAAACAUUACUGUUCCCUCUAGAAAACCAUGAAAAAUUCAAAGAUCUGCCAUGUGAGGCCUACCAGCACAUCAUGCCCCCAAGCCUGUUGCCUACCAAGGUCAAGUUGACCUUUGCUCCACCCACCCUGCAGCCAGCCAGCCCUCCUCUGCAGCCUCUGCCUUUGCAGCAGCCCCUAUGUUCUACCUCGGUAACCACGAUCCACCACACAGUUCUGCAGCAACAUGCUGCUGCUGCUGCAGCUGCAGCUGCCGCCGCUGCCGCUGCAGGAACCUUCAAAGUGCUCCAGCCCCACCAACAGUUCCUCUCCCAAGUUCCCACUCUCACCAGAACACCUUUACCUCAGAUUUCAGUAGGACCCAGACUUUGCCCCGCGGGUCACACGACUUUUGUUACACCUCCUCAGUUGCCUAUCAUUCCAUCAUCAGUUCUUCAUCCCAGCCACCUGGCUUUCCCCCCUCUACCCCAUGCACUUUUCCCUUCUCUGCUUUCACCCCACCCCACUGUCAUUCCUCUCCAACCUCUCUUUUAG
Molecule: messenger RNA, 3636 nt
Organism: Trichosurus vulpecula (common brushtail)
Lineage: Eukaryota; Metazoa; Chordata; Mammalia; Diprotodontia; Phalangeridae
Gene: ZNF804A
Product: zinc finger protein 804A
Exons: 5
Coding region: 1-3636 (1211 amino acids)
Cellular component (GO): nucleus
Source: RefSeq, a predicted model, not a curated record